Cryptomeria japonica (Japanese cedar) is the source of this 1231-nucleotide messenger RNA. Its product is annotated as LEAF RUST 10 DISEASE-RESISTANCE LOCUS RECEPTOR-LIKE PROTEIN KINASE-like 1.2. NCBI's taxonomy places the organism in Eukaryota, Viridiplantae, Streptophyta, Pinopsida, Cupressales, Cupressaceae. The transcript is spliced from 2 exons. The record is from RefSeq and is a predicted model, not a curated record. Gene Ontology annotation, biological process: protein phosphorylation. Gene Ontology annotation, molecular function: ATP binding; protein kinase activity.
GUUUAUAUUUGAGCCCAUGCAGGUGGGUCUGAGACUGCUAAUAAAACUGCUAUUGCUCUCGGUUGCGCCGUGGGAGGAGUCGCACUGAUGGUAGCACUAGCGGUGCUUUGUAUUUUGUAUAUGAAGAGAAGAAAGCGGGCUCAUACCCGAGAGAUUCGUGGUGAUUACAGUAAUUAUAUGAGAAGCGGCACGGAUGCAGGUUACGGUCCAAUGUAUACGAUAGGCAGUUUGUCCAUAUUUCCCUAUCAAGAACUUCAGCAGGCGACAAAUUUCUUUGACGAAAAUAACUUACUUGGAGAUGGAGGGUUUGGCGUGGUCUACCUGGGUAACCUUGUGGAUGGACGAUCUGUAGCAGUGAAGAGGCUUUAUCAGGAGAGCUCCAGAACACUUGAACAAUUUAUGAACGAGGUACAAAUAUUGUCAUCCCUGUGUCAUCCAAACCUUGUUCGUCUCUAUGGCUGUACGUGCCUGCAGAGUCCAAUGCUACUGCUUGUUUAACAGUUUGUGCCAAAUGGGACCUUGUCUGAUCACCUUCAUGCGAGCCGAAGAACCCUCACAGGCUUGCCUUGGGCAACUCGCUUAAACAUCGCCAUAGAAACUGCUCAGGCCUUAGCGUAUCUCCACAGCAUCCAUCCGCCCAUAAUUCACAGAGAUGUUAAAUCUAGUAACAUUCUUCUCGAUGAACAUUUCAGAGUAAAAGUUGCAGAUUUUGGGCUUUCUAGAUUGGUGCCCGUGAAUGUUUCACACGUCACAACUGCUCCACAAGGAACAGCCGGGUAUGUUGACCCAUUGUACCAUGAAUGCUUCCAGCUCACCGAGAAGUCUGAUGUAUACAGCUUAGGAGUAGUUCUUGUGGAGAUCAUUUCUGCCUAAGUAGAAGUGGAUAUUAUGCGAAAUAGAAACGAAAUCAGCCUUGCUAAGAUGGCCACAGACAAGAUCAGAAGAGGUGUGUUGGAUGAAUUGGUCGAUCCAGAUUUGAAGAUGGGAAGAAAUCACGAGGUGAAGAUCACUGUUGCUGCAGUUGCCGACUUGGGCUUCGAGUUGCUUGCAAUAGAAAGGGACUUUAGACCAACCAUGAAAGAAGUUGUUGCCCGUCUCACAGAAAUCAAGAAGAUGCUGCGGGAAAGCACAGAAUCUUCGAACUCGACAAGCAGCACGUCAAUAUCUUCGGUAACUUCGGUGCAGGAAAACUGGCGCGGUGUGGCUCCGGAUUAGAGUGCAUUUCUGAUUU